This is a messenger RNA of Penicillium antarcticum, 2211 nucleotides long. Its product is annotated as Zn(II)2Cys6 transcription factor. The record is from RefSeq and is a predicted model, not a curated record. Gene Ontology annotation, molecular function: DNA-binding transcription factor activity, RNA polymerase II-specific; zinc ion binding; RNA polymerase II cis-regulatory region sequence-specific DNA binding. The transcript is spliced from 3 exons. Gene Ontology annotation, cellular component: nucleus. Lineage: Eukaryota; Fungi; Ascomycota; Eurotiomycetes; Eurotiales; Aspergillaceae. The coding region runs from base 1 to 2211 and encodes 736 amino acids. Gene Ontology annotation, biological process: DNA-templated transcription; positive regulation of transcription from RNA polymerase II promoter by galactose.
AUGUCCAUGGGAGGAGAUUCUCCCGAUACUCAGAAGUCACCCCGCACGUCGCGAGCGUGCGAUAGAUGCCGUCGGCAAAAGCUCAAGUGUGAUAGUUCUCGGCCUUGUGUACUAUGCACUCGAGCUGGGCAUGAGUGCGAAACAUCGCAGCGGGCGGCGCGACGAGCUCGCAGGCGAAAUGGGAGCAGAGAUUUGCACAGGCCCUCUAGGGUGCACAAAUCAAUAGCACCGGCGAUAUCCAAAGGCUCUCCCGCCACUCCUUUAGCCUCAGUGGUAGCCGAAUCAUAUACCACAGAGAGCUCAACUUCUUACCCUGAGAAUUCUCCAAAAGAGCCACAGUCGGGCGCUAAUGCUUCCGCAAUUGAUUUCGCUAGGCGUGUAUUCAAUGAAGCGGAAGCCGGUCGAACUCUUACCGGUGCAUCAAUUCCUGGCGACACGGGGGCUCCCCAAUUAGACAACUCUUUAUGGCAUUUAACAGAGGUGGAGCUGCCCCCUGAAGAUGUGAUGCUAGCUUUGAUCGACGCUUAUUUCGACCGAAUGCAAUGGUUUGUCAUGCUCUUUCAUGAACCUUCCUUUCAACAAACGGCACGCAGAAUCCUUUCUAGAACAUCCUGGAGGCGGCAAGAUCUCAGUCCCACCAUGGCUGUCUUAGCUGUCGCCAUGAUCGGGUUACAGUGCGUGCUACCAGAUCAAAAAUGGAGCGGGCACAAACUACUCUUACACUACUCAAUCGACGGUACAAAGUUGAUACACAACCUAGUGAAUGAGAUACGACUACAUUUGCUUGAAAUAUCUAUUGACUGUCGGAUUGAGGCUGUUCAGGCCUGCUAUUUGGUAUCUUCCUAUUAUGUCUACCAUAACUCUCCGAGUAUCGCCUGGACGGUCUCCGGUAUGGCAGUGCGAUCUGCCUACGCUCUUGAUCUUUAUACAAAGUCAUCCCGGUGCGAUGAUCCUGUGAUGGAUGAGAUUCGCUCUCGAUGCUGGAAUCACGCAAUUGUCGGUGAUACGUUCACAUCCGUGAUCUAUGGGCGACCCUCCUGUAUUGAUACGGGGCUAGUCGCCUUGCAUACAUUGAAAGAUAUGGAUGACUUGAUGAUCGACCCAAUCCUGCUGAAUAAUGAUAUUAUACCAAACGAUAUGCGGCAGACAACGACAGCUGGGUUUUUCGAAGCAAAAUAUGAGAUUUACAACAUCAUCCGACAUAUUCUUUCCCGCUUUCGGCGUCUUCAAUUGAGGAAGGAGAGAAUGGAAGAGGAUCUAGCGACCAUUGCAGAAGCUUCACAAGAUUCAGAGGAACAAUUGAUCUGCUGGCGGAAAAGAGUCCCUCGACUAUUCGACUUCGAGGUUUGGAGCCAAGAGAAUCGACUUGAGCUAUUUCACCAACAAAUUGAGAAUUUACCUCCACGCGCCAAAGUCCAAGCAGAGAUCAUCAUUCUUCAGGCAGCUUGUCUUCAGCUCACAUAUGAUGGAGCUCUAAUACAAGCUUGCCGGCCUCUCUUGGAACAGAAGAUUACUAAUGUCUGUUCAGAAUAUGUGGUUAAUGCAAUGUGUCGAUCCUUAAGAACAGCCACAACAGCUGCACUGCGAAUAUCACGCAUCCCCGUUCUCCAGUUCAAGCACCACUUUGCGGAGUCCUUUGCGUCUCUACAGCAAUUUACUGCAGGAGUCAUUCUCUGCAUCUCACCAACCAGCCAACCUUUCUCUGCCAUAGCACAUGAAGCCAAGGCCGGAGUAAUGCGCAUCAUUCAUGCAAGCACGGCGUUUGGUGCAAACAACCGCAUAGCCAAGCAAACUGCGCAGUUGCUUACAGAUCUACUCAAGGUGACCAUCGAGCGGGAGAUGUCUAGUGCUUUGAGGGGAGGACCAAAUUAUUCAAGAGAUGUACCUGAUAGCAGUGUGAAUUCGACUGCACAACAAAUGCCGCUCAAUCUUCUCGAACCUCAAUCACCCUCUUGUCAUAACAUGCCCUCCAGUCUUCUCCCAGCAUCAAUAACUGGAGAACCACGACGUUCAAAUCACUUCCCAGGAAUCUCCGAGCAAAUCCACCGGUCUGGUGCGGCAAUCCAACCAUCUUUCGAAGCCUCGGAAUGUCCCUCGGCAAACAUCUUCGAACAACUUGACGACACUUUUGGCGCCUUUGGAGAGCUUAUGUUCAACCUGAUACCGGAUGACCAGAGCAGUGCUUGGAAUUGGGGACGAACAUUUCCCUGA